Molecule: messenger RNA, 8705 nt
Organism: Erinaceus europaeus (western European hedgehog)
Lineage: Eukaryota; Metazoa; Chordata; Mammalia; Eulipotyphla; Erinaceidae
Gene: GCN1
Product: GCN1 activator of EIF2AK4
Exons: 58
Coding region: 137-8152 (2671 amino acids)
Biological process (GO): regulation of translation; cellular response to amino acid starvation
Cellular component (GO): cytosol
Molecular function (GO): protein kinase regulator activity
Source: RefSeq, a predicted model, not a curated record
CAUCACGCCCCGGCCGCCGUUCCGCCCGGGGACGCCAGGCCGGAGCACCAGGAGCCUCUCGGACUCGCCCUGCCGCGUGUGCGCGCCGUGACCCGGAAGCAGUUCCGGAAGCAGUUCCGGAGUCAGCGCCGGCAGGAUGGCGGCCGACACGCAGGUUUCGGAGACACUAAAGCGUUUUGCAGGGAAGGUGACAACAGCCAGUGUGAAGGAGCGCAGAGAAAUCCUCAGUGAGCUGGGGAGGUGUGUUUCUGGAAAAGAACUGCCUGAGGGAGCAGUGAAAGGGCUCUGCAAAUUAUUCUGCUUGACGCUGCACCGAUACAGAGAUGCGGCCUCCCGUAGGGCCUUACAGGCCGCUAUACAUCAGCUGGCUGAAGCCCAGCCAGAGGCCACUGCCAAGAACCUUCUGCACUCUCUGCAGUCUUCAGGCAUUGGUUCCAAAUCGGGCGUCCCCAGUAAGAGCAGUGGCUCGGCGGCCUUGCUGGCCCUGGCCUGGACCUGCCUUCUGGUGCGCAUCGUUUUCCCCUCGAGAGCCAAGAGGCAAGGAGACAUCUGGAACAAAUUGGUGGAGGUGCAGUGCCUGCUCCUGUUGGAAGUGCUGGGCGGCUCCCACAAGCAUGCCGUGGAUGGUGCUGUGAAGAAGCUCACCAGGCUGUGGAAAGAGAACCCAGGUCUGGUUGAACAGUACCUGUCAGCCAUUCUCAGCCUGGAACCCAACCAGAAUUAUGCAGCCAUGUUGGGGCUCCUGGUGCACUUCUGCACAGGCCACAAGGAGAUGGAUGUAGUCAACCAACACAAGAGCGCCCUGCUGGACUUCUACGUCAAGAACAUCUUGAUGAGCAAAGUAAAGCCUCAGAAGUAUCUUUUGGAUAACUGUGCCCCUCUGCUCCGGUACAUGUCCCACUCAGAAUUUAAGGAUCUGAUACUGCCUACCAUUCAGAAGUCCUUACUGAGGAGUCCAGAGAAUGUCAUUGAAACCAUCUCUAGUCUGCUGGCAUCGGUGACUCUUGAUCUCAGCCAGUACGCCCCGGACAUCGUGAAAGGACUGGCUGGUCAGCUGAAAUCCAACAGUCCCCGCCUGAUGGAUGAAGCCGUGCUGGCCCUGCGGAACCUGGCCCACCAGUGCAGUGACUCUUCGGCCAUGGAAGCCCUGACCAGGCACCUGUUUGCCAUCCUUGGGGGCUCGGAGGGAAAACUAACGAUUGUAGCCCAGAAGAUCAGUGUCCUCUCAGGGAUCGGGAGUGUCAGUCAUCACGUGGUGUCGGGGCCGUCUAGUCAGGUCCUGAGCGGAACUGUGGUGGAGCUGUUUAUCCCAUUCCUCCAGCAAGAAGUUCACGAAGGCACCUUGGUGCAUGCCGUCUCUGUCCUGGCCCUCUGGUGUAAUCGCUUCACCACAGAAGUGCCCAAGAAGCUCACUGAGUGGUUCAAGAAAGCCUUCAGCCUUAAAACCUCCACCUCAGCAGUGAGGCAUGCCUACCUGCAGUGCAUGCUGGGCUGCUUCCGAGGUGACACACUCUUGCAGGCCCUGGACUUAUUGCCUUUGCUCAUGCAGACAGUGGAGAAGGCAGCUUCCCAGAGCACUCAGGUUCCCAUGGUCACCGAAGGGGUUGCUGCAGCAUUGCUGCUCUCGAAGCUCUCUGUGGCUGACUCACAGGCUGAGGCCAAACUGAACAACUUCUGGCAGCUGAUUGUGGAUGAGAAGAAGCAGAUUUUCACUUCUGAGAAAUUCCUACUUGUAGCUUCGGAGGAUGCCCUGUGCACCGUGCUGCAUCUGACAGAGAGACUUUUCCUUGACCAGCUACACAGACUCACAGGCAGCAGAGUGCAGCAGUACUACCGGGCUCUGGUGGCUGUGCUCCUGAGCCGUACCUGGCACGUGCGCAAGCAGGCCCAGCAGACAGUCCGGAAGCUGCUGUCCUCUCUGGGGGGCUUCAAGCUGGCCUAUGGACUUCUGGAGGAGCUGAAGGCUGUCCUGAGUUCUCACAAGGUGCUGCCCUUAGAUGCUGUUGUGAAUGAUGCUGGGGAGAUGAUAGAGGCUGGCAAGGCCUUUGUGCCCCCUCGGGUCCUGCAGGAGGCCCUGUGCAUUAUCUCUGGGGUGCCAGGGCUGGAGGGGGACGUCACCAACACUGAACAGCUGGCCCAGGAGAUGCUCAUCAUCUCCCAUCACCCAUCCUUAGUGGCUAUGCAGUCUGGACUCUGGCCAACGCUUCUCGCCAGGAUGAAGAUCAGUCCUGAGGCUUUCAUCACCAGACACCUGGAUCAGAUCAUUCCUCGGAUCACCACCCAGAGUCCCUUGAACCAGUCCUCCAUGAACGCCAUGGGCUCUCUGUCCCUCCUGUCUCCGGACCGGGUCCUUCCCCAGCUCAUCAACACCAUCACCGCCUCCGUGCAGAACCCUGCACUGUGCCAGGUGACCCGAGAGGAGUUUGCCAUCAUGCAGACCCCUGCUGGGGAGCUAUAUGACAAGUCCAUCAUCCAGAGUGCCCAACAGGACAGCAUAAAAAAGGCCAACAUGAAGCGCGAGAACAAAGCUUAUUCCUUCAAAGAGCAGAUCAUCGAGCUAGAGCUGAAGGAGGAGAUAAAGAAGAAGAAAGGCAUCAAAGAGGAGGUGCAGCUGACCAGCAAGCAGAAGGAGAUGCUGCAGGCCCAGCUUGACAAGGAGGCACAGAUCCGGAGGCGGCUCCAGGAGCUGGACAGCGAGCUGGAAGCGGCACUCGGACUGCUGGACACCAUCCUGGCCAGGAACCCGGUCGGCCUGACCCAGUACAUCCCUGUCCUGGUCGACUCUUUUCUGCCUUUGCUGAAGUCUCCCCUGGCUGCCCCCAGGAUCAAGAACCCUUUCCUGUCCUUGGCCACCUGUGUCAUGCCCCCGAGGCUCAAGGCUUUGGGGACUUUGGUGAGCCAUGUGACCCUGCGUCUGCUGAAGCCAGAGUGUGCCCUGGAUAAGUCCUGGUGCCAGGAAGACCUGACGGCAGCUGUGAAGAGAGCAGCCACCUUACUGCACAGUCAUACCGUCGCCGGCCGGGGAGGCAAGGGAGAGCCAGAUGCCGGGCCGCUCUCUGCACCAGCCUUCUCCUUAGUUUUCCCCUUCCUGAAGAUGGUGCUGACUGAGAUGCCCCACCACAGUGAGGAAGAUGAAGAGCGAAUAGCCCAGGUUCUUCAGAUCCUUACUGUCCAUGCCCAGCUGAGGGCCUCCUCCACCAUCCUGUCUGGGCAUGUGGACGAGAACGGUCCAGAGCUGCUGCCUCGAGUCGCCAUGCUGCGCCUCCUGACGUGGGUCAUCGGCACGGGCUCGCCCCGCCUGCAGGUUCUGGCUUCAGACACCUUGACCGCCCUGUGCGCCAGCAGCAGCGGCAAGGAUGGCUGUGCCUUCGCUGAGCAGGAGGAGGUGGAUGUGCUGCUCUGUGCCUUGCUGUCCCCGUGUGCCAGCGUGCGGGACACUGCGCUCCGGGGGCUGAUGGAACUCCACAUGGUGUUGCCGAUGCCUGAUACCGAUGAGAAGAAUGGCCUGAACCUUUUGCGCCGGCUCUGGGUGGUCAAGUUUGACAGGGAGGAGGAAAUCCAGAGGCUGGCUGAGAGGCUGUGGUCAACCAUGGGCUUGGGCCUACAGCCAGACCUCUGCUCCUUGCUGAUCGAUGAUGUCAUCUAUCAUGAGGCCGCUGUGAGGCAGGCCGGGGCAGAAGCUCUCUCCCAGGCAGUGGCACGUUACCAGCGGCAGGCGGCAGAGGUCAUGGGCAGGCUCAUGGAGAUCUACCAGGAGAAGCUCUAUCGACCACCCCCAGUGCUGGAUGCUUUGGGACGAGUUAUCUCAGAAUCACCUCCAGAUCAGUGGGAAGCCAGGUGUGGCUUGGCUUUGGCCCUGAACAAACUCUCCCAGUGUUUGGACAGCUCGCAGGUGAAGCCACUCUUUCAGUUUUUUGUCCCUGAUGCCCUCAAUGACCGAAAUCCAGAUGUCCGGAAGUGUAUGUUAGAUGCAGCUCUUGCCACACUCAAUGCCCAUGGAAAGGAGAAUGUCAACUCAUUGCUGCCAGUGUUCGAGGAGUUCCUGAAGAACGCACCUAACGAUGCCAGCUAUGAUGCUGUGCGGCAGAGUGUGGUGGUCCUCAUGGGCUCUCUGGCUAAGCACCUGGACAAGAGUGACCCCAAAGUGAAGCCCAUCGUCGCCAAGCUCAUCGCUGCCCUCUCCACUCCUUCCCAGCAGGUCCAGGAAUCUGUAGCCAGCUGCUUGCCGCCCCUGGUGCCAGCCAUCAAGGAGGAUGCUGGCGGGAUGAUCCAGAGGCUGAUGCAGCAGCUGCUGGAGUCAGACAAGUACGCCGAGCGCAAAGGGGCUGCCUACGGGCUGGCCGGGCUGGUGAAGGGCCUGGGCAUCCUCUCACUGAAGCAGCAGGAGAUGAUGGCGGCGCUGACAGAUGCCAUCCAGGAUAAGAAGAACUUCCGUCGGCGAGAGGGAGCGCUCUUUGCCUUCGAGAUGCUCUGCACCAUGCUGGGGAAGCUCUUUGAGCCCUACGUGGUUCAUGUGCUACCCCACCUGCUGCUGUGCUUUGGGGAUGGAAACCAGUACGUGCGGGAGGCCGCAGAUGAUUGUGCCAAGGCUGUGAUGAGCAACCUGAGUGCUCAUGGGGUGAAGUUGGUGCUCCCCUCUUUACUGGCAGCCCUGGAGGAGGAAUCCUGGAGGACCAAAGCUGGGUCGGUGGAGCUGCUCGGGGCAAUGGCGUACUGUGCUCCCAAGCAGCUGUCGUCCUGCCUGCCCAACAUCGUGCCUAAGCUCACAGAGGUGCUGACCGACUCCCAUGUCAAAGUGCAGAAGGCUGGACAGCAGGCGCUCAGGCAAAUCGGCUCAGUCAUCAGGAACCCGGAGAUCCUGGCCAUUGCCCCGGUCCUGCUGGAUGCCCUGACUGACCCCUCCAGAAAGACCCAGAAGUGUCUGCAGACCCUACUGGACACCAAGUUUGUCCACUUCAUCGAUGCCCCCUCCCUAGCCCUCAUCAUGCCCAUUGUUCAGAGAGCCUUCCAGGACCGGUCCACCGACACUCGAAAAAUGGCUGCCCAGAUUAUCGGCAACAUGUACUCGCUGACGGACCAGAAGGACUUGGCUCCCUACCUGCCAAGUGUCACACCUGGCCUGAAAGCCUCUCUUUUGGACCCAGUACCUGAGGUGCGGACGGUGUCUGCAAAGGCCCUGGGGGCCAUGGUGAAGGGCAUGGGGGAGUCGUGCUUUGAGGACUUGCUGCCAUGGCUGAUGGAGACGCUGACAUAUGAGCAGAGUUCAGUGGACCGUUCUGGUGCUGCACAAGGGUUGGCCGAAGUCAUGGCUGGCCUCGGUGUAGAGAAGCUGGAGAAGUUGAUGCCUGAAAUUGUGGCGACAGCAAGCAAAGUAGACAUUGCACCUCAUGUCCGGGAUGGCUAUAUCAUGAUGUUCAACUACCUGCCCAUCACUUUUGGGGAUAAGUUCACUCCAUACGUGGGACCCAUCAUCCCUUGCAUCCUCAAGGCUCUUGCUGAUGAGAAUGAGUUUGUGCGGGACACAGCCCUGCGUGCAGGCCAGAGAGUCAUCUCCAUGUAUGCUGAGACGGCCAUUGCCCUGCUGCUGCCCCAGCUGGAGCAAGGACUCUUUGAUGACCUCUGGAGAAUAAGGUUCAGCUCUGUCCAGCUCCUUGGGGAUCUCCUGUUCCACAUCUCAGGAGUCACUGGGAAGAUGACCACAGAAACUGCAUCAGAAGAUGAUAACUUUGGGACUGCCCAGUCCAAUAAGGCCAUCAUCACUGCCCUGGGGGUAGAUCGCCGGAACCGUGUAUUAGCUGGGCUGUACAUGGGCCGCUCAGACACCCAGCUGGUUGUGAGGCAAGCAUCCCUGCAUGUCUGGAAGAUCGUGGUCUCCAAUACCCCCCGGACCUUGCGUGAGAUCCUACCCACCCUCUUCGGGCUUCUGCUGGGCUUCCUGGCCAGCACAUGCGCAGAUAAGAGAACAAUUGCAGCAAGGACACUGGGCGAUCUGGUCCGGAAAUUAGGAGAGAAAAUCCUCCCCGAGAUCAUCCCCAUCCUUGAGGAAGGGCUUCGGUCUCAGAAGAGUGAUGAGAGGCAGGGUGUGUGCGUCGGGCUAAGCGAGAUCAUGAAGUCCACUGGCCGGGAUGCUGUGCUGUAUUUCUCUGAAUCCCUUGUGCCCACGGCGAGGAAGGCUUUGUGCGACCCCCUGGAGGAGGUCCGGGAGGCGGCUGCCAAGACCUUUGAGCAGCUGCACUCCACCAUUGGCCACCAAGCUCUGGAGGACAUUCUUCCAUUUUUAUUGAAGCAGCUGGAAGAGGAGGAGGUGUCAGAGUUUGCCCUGGAUGGUCUGAAGCAGGUUAUGGCCAUCAAGAGCCGUGUGGUGCUGCCCUACCUUGUGCCCAAGCUAACAACACCCCCUGUCAACACCCGGGUGCUGGCUUUCCUCUCAUCUGUGGCAGGUGAUGCCCUGACACGUCACCUGGGGGUGAUCCUGCCAGCGGUCAUGUUGGCCUUGAAGGAGAAGCUUGGGACUCCUGAGGAGCAGCUGGAGAUGGCCAACUGCCAGGCUGUAAUCCUCUCAGUUGAGGACGACACCGGGCACCGGAUCAUCAUUGAGGAUCUGCUGGAAGCCACUAGAAGCCCUGAGGUGGGCAUGAGGCAGGCGGCUGCCAUCAUCCUCAACAUCUACUGCUCGCGUUCUAAGGCCGACUACACCAGCCAUCUGCGGAGCCUGGUCUCGGGCCUGAUCCGCCUCUUCAACGACACCAGCCCCGUGGUUCUGGAGGAGAGCUGGGAUGCUCUGAAUGCCAUCACCAAGAAACUGGAUGCUGGGAACCAGCUGGCGCUGAUCGAUGAACUGCACAAAGAAAUCCGCCUCAUAGGGAAUGAGAGCAAAGGCGAGCAUGUGCCGGGCUUCUGCCUCCCCAAGAAGGGGGUCACCUCCAUCCUGCCAGUGUUGCGGGAGGGGGUCCUGACCGGCAGCCCAGAACAGAAAGAGGAAGCAGCCAAGGCGCUAGGCUUGCUGAUCCGCCUGACCUCAGCGGACGCCCUGAGGCCCUCCGUGGUCAGCAUCACAGGCCCUCUGAUUCGCAUCCUGGGGGACCGGUUCAGCUGGAACGUGAAGGCAGCGCUGCUGGAGACACUUAGCCUGCUGCUGGCCAAGGUUGGGAUUGCCCUGAAGCCUUUCCUGCCCCAACUGCAGACCACCUUCACCAAAGCCCUGCAGGACUCCAACCGGGGGGUGCGCCUGAAGGCCGCGGAUGCUCUGGGCAAGCUCAUCUCCAUCCACAUCAAGGUGGACCCCCUCUUCACAGAGCUGCUGAAUGGCAUCCGUGUCAUGGAGGACCCAGGUGUCAGGGACACCAUGCUGCAGGCCCUGCGGUUUGUGAUUCAGGGAGCAGGAGCCAAAGUGGAUGCAGCCAUCCGGAAAAACAUCAUCUCUCUCCUGCUAAGCAUGCUGGGACAUGAUGAGGACAACACCCGCAUCUCCUCAGCCGGAUGCCUGGGGGAGCUGUGUGCCUUCCUGACGGAGGAGGAGCUCAGCGCCAUUCUUCAGCACUGCUUGCUGGCUGACGUCUCAGGCAUUGACUGGAUGGUCCGGCACGGGCGCAGCCUAGCGCUCUCCGUGGCUGUGAACGUAGCUCCCAGCAGGCUCUGCACCGGCAAAUACAGCAGCGACGUGCAAGACAUGAUCCUCAGCAACGCCACGGCAGACAGGAUCCCCAUUGCUGUGAGUGGGGUCCGGGGCAUGGGCUUCCUCAUGAAGCAUCACAUCGAGACGGGAGCCGGCCAGCUGCCAGCCAGACUCUCCAGUCUGUUCAUUAAGUGUCUGCAGAACCCCUCCAGUGACAUCAGGCUGGUGGCCGAGAAGAUGAUCUGGUGGGCCAAUAAGGACCCACUGCCUCCGCUGGACCCCCAGGCCAUCAAGCCCAUCCUGAAGGCUCUUCUGGACAACACCAAGGAUAAAAACACCGUUGUAAGGGCCUACAGUGACCUGGCGAUCGUCAACCUCCUCAAGAUGAGGCAGGGCGAGGAGGUGUUUCAGUCCCUCUCCAAGAUCUUGGAUGUGGCCAGUCUGGAGGUGCUGAACGAGAGCAACCGCAGGUCCCUGAAGAAGCUGGCCAGCCAGACCGACUCCACGGAGCAGGUGGACGACACCAUUCUGACCUGAGAACUAGGACCCGCCGCCCUGGGCUCUGCAACUCUUUGUUCAUUGUUUUCAUUUUCGAAAAUACGUUUGUUCCGAUGGGGAGCUUAGGAGACAGCGUUCCCAGAAAGUAUUUUAAUAUAUCAACAGACCACAGCCAAAGCCUUAAAUCAAACCCACAUACAACUGAAAAUUGCCUCCUCCGACUCACCCUCUUCUUGGGAGAAGAUAGGGGAAGCACGUGUGAAAGUCUCGCUGGGUGUUACAGCUAGCCAGGUGCCCAGCUUCACAUGGCUGGCCAGGAACAAGCAGGCUCGGCCUUCUGGUUUCCUUCCUCCUGUGCAUGAGCCCUGGCACUGCCAGCCUUCUGCCUAGACCCCGAGUGGGACCUGGAGCAGUGGAGACCUGCCUGCUGUGGGCUGUCUUGGCUUGGCUUUUCAGUGUUGCGCGCCCUGAUAGGAUCUGACCCCUGUGAAGCACAGCCCCCGGCAGUUGACACAAAGUCCGAGAGGGGUAAGGUUUACAUGCAGGCUGUUAGAAGGAGGAAUGUUGAAUAAAGGCUUUGAUUUCAUCAUAA